This is a messenger RNA of Vigna unguiculata (cowpea), 1207 nucleotides long. RefSeq names its product GDSL esterase/lipase At5g03610-like. Lineage: Eukaryota; Viridiplantae; Streptophyta; Magnoliopsida; Fabales; Fabaceae. Gene Ontology annotation, molecular function: hydrolase activity, acting on ester bonds. The record is from RefSeq and is a predicted model, not a curated record.
AGAAUCCUUUCCCUCAACAAAUUAAGCAAUAACUAUUCCUUGAUCAACUUUACUUGAAAACUGAAACAACAAUAAUUGAUGAUGAUGGGCACUCAAAAACAACUAUGUUCUGUCCUAUGUCUUUCUCUAACACUUCUACUUCUCUCAGGUGAGGCUCAAUCGAAACGUAUUAUGCAGUAUCUUUCCCCGACAACGUUGUUCGUUUUUGGAGACUCCUACGCUGAUACCGGGAACCUGAAAUUAAGCGAACCCUGUUCCUGGAAAGACCCUUACGGUGUAACUUUUCCCGAAAAACCAUCCGGAAGAUUCUCCAACGGUAGAGUUCUCACCGAUUACAUUGCUAGGUAUUUGGGACUGAGAUCCCCAGGUCCAUAUAAAUUAUGGAAACUGAUGAAGCAUCAAUUGCAUAACGGGAUAAAUUUUGCAUAUGGUGGAAGUGGUGUGUUUGACACAUUGGUGAACAGGCCAAAUAUGACAAUCCAAAUCAGUUACCUAGAGCAGUUGAUCAAAGAAGGUGUGUACACCACCUCAAGUCUCAAUAAAUCAGUUGCCUAUCUCUCCAUUUGUGGAAAUGAUUACACUACUUUCAUGAUCAAAGAUGGCUCUACUAAGAACUAUCCAUCAUUCAUUGCUUCAAUGGUUAAUCAAACCGCCAUGAACAUGCGUCGCAUCCAUAGUUUGGGAGUGAGGAAAGUUGCAGUGGGUGGUAUACCCCCUCUUGGAUGUCUUCCUCCAUUCACAGGUUUAUAUUCGUAUAAACAAUGUAAUAAUACCUUGAACAACUUCAUUGCUAUUCACAAUCACCAAUUGAAUCAAGCUGUGACCAAGUUGAACCAACAGGUGAAAGAUCAAUCCACCUUCCUAGUUUUUGAUAUUUACGAGAGUUUCAUGUCAGUGUUGAACAAUCCAUCGAAGAGUAAUAUUAAGGAAAAGUUCAAGGCUUGUUGUGAUGGGAUAAGCAUCAGGUACAUUUGUGGGAGUGUUGAGAACAAUGUUAAGAAAUAUAAGAUCUGCGACCAUCCUGAAUCAACUUUCUUCUGGGAUGGCUUGCACCCAACUCAAGCAGGUUGGCUUGCUGUGUAUCAACAGUUGCAAGUCACAAGAACUUUUCAGCAAAUCCGGCACUAGAAACAUGUCAACAAUGUAGUUAUUUAUAGGUUUUCUACUUUUUUCAUAAACUAAAUGUUAUUACAAGACAAUCAUUUUA